AUGAACUUUAGGAGGAUUUUCCUAGUCAAGUGCUUGGUGUUUUUAUUUCCCAGUGUAAAAUGCUCUGUCACCAACUGGGUUUAUGUGGCCGUGAACGAGUCGGCUCUCCUUAGCAUCACUGCUGCUGGGACUGCGUAUGAUACAACAUGGCUGAGAGGCAGAAAAAGGUUGCUUCAGUUAAAAGAUAAGAAAGUUAAGUACUAUGUGAAGAAGGAGCAGUGCAGAUGUAAGGUGUUCCUAAAUGGGACUCUGCAUAUAGAGCAGGUGGCAAAAGAGGACAGUGGAAAGUACUCGGUGACUGUUUAUCAGCAGGAUGGAAAAUUUGAGGCAGAAGAAGACACAAUGUUGAUAAUUCAGAAGCCUGUCCCUCAGCCAAUCCUCAGUGUCGAAUGCAUGAAUAAAACUGUAUUUGUCACAUGUGAAGUAAAACAGAAGACUAAAGAUGAAACAUUUGUAAUGGAACUGACCCAAGACAAAAGCAAAAAAACCCAAAAGAAUGCAACAAGGUUGGAAUUGCAAGCGCAGUAUUCUGGGACGUUCAGAUGCAUUGUUAAGAACCAAGUCAGUGAAAAAACAGCUGAAAGAGCAGUUAAAUGCUCAGGCCAGCUGGACAUUUAUCUCAUCUUAAGCAUAGCAGGAGGUGCAAUCUUCUUUGUCAUCUUCAUGAUUUUGCUUAUUUAUUGUAUCAGGAAGAAGAAAGCAGAAAGGCUUGGAAAUGAUGAUGAGGAGCAAAUGAUGCAGGCUCGCCAGGUAGACAGUGGAAUGGUUGUGCGGGAGCUCCCUCAGCCGCCGUGCAAUCCCACGCCAAAGCAGCUGCGUGUGCAGCAGCGGCCACUGCCACAGCCCCAGGUGCAGCAGCAAGCGCUGCCCCCACGGCCCAGGCCCCGCACUCAGCAGAGGACUCCAAACCACCCGAGAGAAAGACCUUGA
Molecule: messenger RNA, 930 nt
Organism: Leptosomus discolor (cuckoo roller)
Lineage: Eukaryota; Metazoa; Chordata; Aves; Leptosomiformes; Leptosomidae
Gene: CD2
Product: CD2 molecule
Cellular component (GO): membrane
Source: RefSeq, a predicted model, not a curated record